Messenger RNA from Caenorhabditis sp. 36 PRJEB53466, 1978 nucleotides. NCBI's taxonomy places the organism in Eukaryota, Metazoa, Nematoda, Chromadorea, Rhabditida, Rhabditidae. The record is from the annotation of a GenBank genome assembly.
AUGGAACGCGACUUGCGCCUGAAGGCGUUCAUGGAGGAGUACGCGCGGAUUGUACAGCUCUUCGAGGACAUCGUCUCCAUGAAAGUGAGUGAGAAUGGGAAGUGACGUCGUCUUCUGAUGGAGCAAGUUGCAGGAGUCGAUGGGCCGCCUCGAGAAGUACAUGAUCAUCAUGGUGUGCCAGGUCCUCGUCGCUCUCGUGGUGAGUUAGAAACUAAGCCAAUCAGCAUCUGACUGAGAUGCACUUUCUGCGCAUCCCCCAUGGGGAUUUCAGCCUGAAAGUGCAUUCAUUUCAGCUGAAAAUGAAACUAAUAAAAGUUUGAAAGUUUGUUGCGGAAAUGCGUUUCCGCGAGCCUAUUCUUCUCACGCCUUCCGCCGAGUUCCCCAGCCACCUAUAUAAUAACAUCUGUUUCUGUUGCAUUCGAAUUCUCUCCGUCUCUUCCUCAUCCACACUAUUUGGCCUGGAAACUACUAGAGUAUAUGUUCUUUCUCCUUCCGACUUCUCGAUGAUAUAGGGCCGUGGUUGGCAGAUGCGAAGAAUUCGAAAUGCGCACUAAAAGGAUCAACGAAGGAGGCAAAGGGUGACAUAAUUGGCACGUUCUCGGCAUCGUUUGCCACCACCAUGGAAAUCAUAAUUAUAGACCGCCCGAGCCUCGCCCAUAUCAGCCUCUUUUCUCUUCAUUUGUAGUUGGGCUCUCGUAUAGUUUUGAGAAAUAAACAAGAAGUGGCCAGACCGCCCGGUUAGAAAGGAGUCGGAGCAUUGCAUUAGGAGCCGCCGCCUGCACUUUGAUGACGGUGCGCACUCGAGUAGAAAACAUUAGCCAUUUGAAAAUGACGGAUUUGUUGCGCUUUAAGGAGGAUUUGAUUUGAGCUGGAAACAAGAAGAAAGAAGAAAGAGAAGAAGUGGACGGGGAAGCGGAGCGCCAUAAAAAACAGUCGUUAAAAUGUUGACAGACGGAAAAGGAAUGGGUCGGUUGCGCAGGUGAGAGCCCGGUGAUUUGUGGAGCUCACGGGGAUGCUCGACGUUUAGGGACCACCAGGACCCUGCUCUUUUUAGUACCCCAGAGUGUACUAAUCUCUUCCUUCAAAAACGCCCUCCUUUUUCUUUUUCCUCUUCCUCGUCGCUUUUCUCUCGCUCCGCCAAACAAUCGAAUUAUGCGGAAAGCCGCGAGAAGCAUCAGCUGACAAUUAAUCAUUUUGCGGUCUCGUUUGACACUUUUUCCGCAGCAUUCUCAAGUGCUGCACACAUAUUGUAUAACGUGUAACAGGUGUCCGCGGACUCCGCUCGCAUUCGAUUAAUCACUCUCGAACUAGGUGCCGCACCGCCAUCAAUCAAGAAGAGAGAUUACCAAUAAGCUGCGCGCCACGCCACCCAAUUAAUUUGUCGUUGCAUCUUUUCAGGGUGGUGCCAUCUUCAUGUGCAUUCGGUUUUUUCAAAACCAACGGCAACGGGGGGAAUACGAACUGGAACACCGAUUCGAACGCGGUCCGUCUGGUCGCGUGCCGGUCGCUCAGGCAGCCCAUCAGAAGCUCAACAAGAAUCCCAUCACGUAGCGGUUAUGAGCCGAUCGGGGAGCCGACAGAAGAAGCGGAGGAGCAGGAGGAGGAGAAGGGCGGAAGAGAGGGAUCCGUCCCCUCGUUGGUCUCAGGUACGCUUUACAAUCGGGCACGAAUCUGCAUAGUGCAAAUGCUCCUGGAUAUUGAUGAUAAAGAACCGAUUUCAGGUCCCUCAACAUUCUUGCAUUUCACAGCGUCACCAGCUCCUUCAUACACCUUCAGAGACGAGAAUUCCUGUUCCGAUGGCGACAUUUCUGAAAACGAGGACCCCACUCUGACUCCUUCGAACUGGCGUAAUUCCUCCCCAACUCUGUCCGUUUCCACCCCCAUUCUUGCUCCCCGUCGGUCAUACUCAUUCUCUUCCAUUCCUACCAUCGAUCGAACGAUUAGCGAAGAUUCGAUGCUGGUUAUCAAGCGACUCUAG